AUGGCGGUUGUUAGUCGCAAACGAAAUAGACCUGAAGAAUGGGGUGACAUCGAGCCAUCGCCUGUCAUUCACCUUAGUGAUCUGCCGGAACACACUUUGGAAAUAGAUUUGGAGAAGAUGCUCCAACAAUAUGGUGCUGUUCGCGAAAUAACGAUAAUGCCGAAUAAACGACAAGCACUUGUUGAAUUUGAGGAUCAAAGCGGUGCUGACAAGGUAGUGGCUCGUGCUGCCGAACAACAAUUUCUUGUUGGAAAUCAACGCAUUCGGGUAGCUUACAGUACAUCCAAGCGCAUAAUUCAUCGUGCCGGUGUGACAGAGGAAUACGGCGAUGAACGUUGUCCUCCUUCCGAGAACAACAUUCUCUUACUCACAAUAUAUAACGCACACUACCCGAUAAAUGUGGACGUGAUACACCAGGUUGCAAAUCGCCAUGGAAAGGUAUUGCGAAUUGUAGUUUUCCGUCGCAAAGAGGUCCAGGCGAUGGUUGAGUUUUCUUCAGUCGCUGAGGCCCGAGCAUGCAAACGUCAUAUUAAUGGAGCUGAUAUAUAUUCGGGCAAAUUUGAAUCCGGCCAUCCGGACCAGUUUGUUCCUUCAGCCAAAGGCCCGUCAGAAUUCCAAGACACUCAUUCUUCAUCAGGGUCACAGGGUUUGACUAGUUCUCACACACUUUUGAAUGCCCUUGCCAUGCUGACGCCGGGCAGUUCCGCAAUCGCUCCCGUUAAUGGAUUUCCGUAUUCAGACCUGGGACUUCCUCAUAAUUUGCGGAAGUCCGGCUCCCCUGUGGUGAUGGUCUACAACCUGAAUAUGAGUCACAUGAAUUGCGAUCGGCUUUUCAAUCUUUUUUGCCUAUAUGGAAAUGUCGGGCGGAUCAAGUUUCUCCGUUCUAAAGAAGGUUCUGCGAUGGUGCAAAUGCACGAUGUCGCUAGCGUAGAUCGUGCACUGGCUUACCUUCCGAUGAUAACCUUUGCAGGUCAAACGCUUAACGUAAGUCCUGCCAUCUGCAUUGUUUGA
Messenger RNA from Dibothriocephalus latus, 1011 nucleotides. Lineage: Eukaryota; Metazoa; Platyhelminthes; Cestoda; Diphyllobothriidea; Diphyllobothriidae. The record is from the annotation of a GenBank genome assembly.